UGUUAGACCAUUACUUUUCAAUGCAUUCUUACUUUCCUUCUAGCGAGCAACAAGAGGGCAGAAUGAAAUUCGCACUUGUACUAAGCUUAUUAACACUUGGUGGAGUACUCUCGCAUUCAUGGCUGAGUUGUCCCCCUUCGUUUCAUACCAUGCCGACACGUGGAGGAUUCUUCAAUGGGCCUUGCGAACGAUGGAGCAGAGGUGGAAACACAAAAGUUAAAGCAGGUGACAGAUUAAAGGUUGGAUGGACAUCAAACAAUCAUGCUGGAGGAUUUGUUCGUUUAGCUCUUGUACCUGAAGGGCAACACAAAAGUAACAAAAAUUUUGAACAAAAUGUUUUAAAAGUUGCUUGUUAUGGUAAAGACCAACGUCCUGGUGGAUCUCGGUAUGGUGAUUGCAUUCAUCCAUGUAACACAAGACCUGGAUGUGAAUAUCAGUCAGAUAUAUCCGACGUGGAGAGGUACGACACAACCAUAACCGUUCCAACAAACCUCAAAGAUGGAGUGUACAUUCUUCAAUAUACUGGUCUUGUUGGAAACGCUGUGAAACCCUACUUUAGUUGUGCUAAACUUACGGUAACCGGAGGUGACCCAUCAUUGAAUUGCAAAUUAAAAGAAGCCCCACCAAUGUAUAAAUGUCACCGAUCAGGAGGGCCACCAAGGUCCAAAAUAACGACCGGUAUCAAACGAGGAGAAUUUUGUUAUCACAAAGAUAAAAUUGGAGGUAUUGAUGAUCGCAUUAGAGAAGUUCCGAUCAACGUAGAUUGUGAUCCUAGGAUAACAUGUGCUAAUUCCAUCAGUGAAAAGAAAUGCUCCGCAGCACCAGGAAUGAAGGAUAUCAAGAAUGCAUGGGAUCCAAAACAACCUAACUGUGGCAAUGUGCAGCCCCCACCUCCACCCACUUGUGAUGAUAAAAAACAAAAUCAAGGUGAAGAUGAUGUGGACUGUGGUGGUCCGUGUAAACCCUGUCCAACUGCUGGGCCCAAUACUGGUUUAUAUCAUUCUAAAAUUGACCACAAAAUAACUCAAUGGGGUAGUGGAAACAUCAAGAUAUACAUCAGUAAAGACGUUCCAAGAGACUGGCAACUAACUGUGCAAUACAGUGUACCAAUUAAGAUUGGAGCCAUCUGGGGAGGUGGAAGAAAGUCUGGUCAAAAUGAAGGCGGAAACAUUAUCAAAUUCCGACGGAAUAGUUGGAACAAGUUACCAAAGAAAGGUGACAUCAUAUCGAUCGGAUUUAACAGCGCGAAAGGACGCGAAGGAGAAUUGACUCCAUUAACCAUGCUUUUUGAAAUCGAUGAACCAAGUGUCGUGAAACGCCAUCUCGGUUCAUUAGGACCCAAUCCCCACAACGCAUGUGGUGAAUCAAGAUGUAAACAUGGAUACGAAUGUGUCACUGAAGUGGAAUCACCAUGCAAAUCACGUGAUUGCAUAAAACAAUACUGUCAGAAAUUGUAAAAACUAACAAAAGGAGAAAAUAGAUUUAAAAAAUCUUUA
Molecule: messenger RNA, 1496 nt
Organism: Hydractinia symbiolongicarpus
Lineage: Eukaryota; Metazoa; Cnidaria; Hydrozoa; Anthoathecata; Hydractiniidae
Exons: 11
Coding region: 21-1457 (478 amino acids)
Molecular function (GO): hydrolase activity, hydrolyzing O-glycosyl compounds; polysaccharide binding
Source: RefSeq, a predicted model, not a curated record